Messenger RNA from Arabis nemorensis, 1815 nucleotides. NCBI's taxonomy places the organism in Eukaryota, Viridiplantae, Streptophyta, Magnoliopsida, Brassicales, Brassicaceae. The record is from the annotation of a GenBank genome assembly.
AUGGACCACUUCUCUUGCUGUACUACAAACAAGAUGGCAAGGACCCACGUCGUUAUCGGUUUCAGACCAUGUUGUUUCUUCUGUGUCAUGGAAGAAAAAGACCCUUGUGUUAGAAAAGCAUGUCUAGAGUUAGCUCUGAGAGAUAUGCACAUGACAAGAGACGACACAGAGCUCGCUCUCACACUCAGUUUCAUAUGGAGAUUUGCCAUGGCGGACCCCGAAAACCCUGAGUUACCCUCUCUGGGGGUCUUUGAGUGUAUGACGAGGUUGAUCAAGAAAGGUCUUGAGGAUGUAGAAUGGGUAAUGACUGGUCAAAAUGUGUAUGUUCCUUACUAUGCUGUUCAUAUCAUUGGAUCUUACACUAUGAAGAAACCUGAGUUUGCUGUGAAAGCUGUUGAGUCUGGUGUCAUUGCUCCAUUGCUUGAGCUUAUGAGAGGAAAGAUGAGUUGGGUUGAGCAAAGAGUCGUGGUUAGGGCGUUAGGUCACUUGGCGAGCUACGAGAGGACGUUUGAAGCCGUAGCUGCUUACGAGGAUGAAGUGGUGAGAUUAGCCAUGGAGAUUGCAACGACGUGUGUUGAUGUUGUCUACGAAGAGUUUGUGAGUGUUCAAGAAAGAGAAGGAACAGUGAGGUAUCACAGUGAGUUGCUUACUAGAGGACUUGGAGGGUUAGAAAUGGAAGACCGAAAAGCGGAGGAAUGGGCAAGCCAGCUCCAAUGCUGGUCACUCCAUUUACUCAAUUGCUUUGCUUACAAGGAAAGGUCUAUUUCCCUUAUAUGCAACAAGACCUUUCUCAAAGACCUUAGCCAAAUGUGGGGUGGAUUGGUUAACCACACGUCUCCCGCAGGCAUCGGGCUAAUCCGGAUUCUUUGUUAUAGUAGAAAAGGGAGAGGGCAUGUCUCUGGAUCUAGAGAAAUAAUACUGAGUCUAUGUAAUCUCUCCCAGUCUUCGGAUGAUUGGCAAUACAUGGGUAUAGAUUGUCUUUUGCUGCUUCUCAAAGACCAAGAAACAAGGUACAAAGUCUUAGAGACAUCAUUGUUUUAUCUAUUGGACCUAGUUGAGCUUAAAGCCCUUAACGAUAGGCAAAACCUAGGUGAUAGAAUAACUAGGGUUCUUCUAAUGGAUUACAAUAUAAAGAAAGGUUGUGUAUACACUCCCAAGACCCAAAAGGCUUUGAAAGAACUAUGGAGGGUUAAAGUAGAGAGGAGAAAGAGGGAGAGAAAGUUAAUGAGUGAUAAUCAAGAAAAUCUAACAGAGACAAGUGUUCUAGUGAGUUUGAUUAAACAGCAAGCAAACCAAUUGCUAUGUGUAGGAGACAUAGAGGGAGCUAUAAAAUGCUACAACGAAGCAAUAAGCUUGUGUCCUCUGAAACUUAGGAGAAAGAGAAUGAUUCUAUAUAGCGAUAGAGGAGAGUGUAACUUACUUCUUGGACUUGUAGAUGCGGCCAUAAGUGAUUGCACAAGAGCUCUUUGCUUGUCGGAACCUGUGAACUCACAUGGUAAGAGUCUUUGGACAAGGUCAAGAGCUUAUGACAUUAAAGGGCUUUCAAGAGAAAGCUUAAUGGAUUGUAUCAUGUUCGUCAAUGGCCGCUGCUUCCGCGGCAAAAUCCCUUACUACGCUACUCAAAUGAUCAGCAAACAGAUGGAGGCCACGUGGCUGUUUGAAGAGGCUAGAGCUUCGAGGGUUCUUCCACAGAUGAUACUCAAGGAGAAGAAUCACUUCACGGGCUUGUCAACGAUCACAGAAGAACCGGGGAAGAAGAAAGAUGGAAGGAUGAUGCAAAGGAAGAAACCUGAUCAUCCCUUAGAUUUUGAUUAA